Racocetra fulgida is the source of this 320-nucleotide messenger RNA. The record is from the annotation of a GenBank genome assembly. NCBI's taxonomy places the organism in Eukaryota, Fungi, Glomeromycota, Glomeromycetes, Diversisporales, Gigasporaceae.
GAUGUUGCAAAAGUAGACGAAGGAUUUGACAAUCAUGAUAUUCCCUAUGAUGUUUUAUGGUUAGAUAUUGAUCAUACUGAUGGGAAAAAAUAUUUUACGUGGAACACAUAUAAUUUUCCAGAUCCUGAAAAAAUGCAAAAAGAUCUUAUGGUAAAAGGACGAAAGAUGGUAACGAUCAUUGAUCCGCAUGUCAAACGAGAUAACAAUUAUUAUAUAUACAAAGAAGCCAACGAUCUAGAUCUUUUUGUCAAAGAUUCUCAUGGUAGUUCCUCAUGGGUAGAUUAUACUAAUCCUUCAGCUCAAGAAUGGUGGAGUAAAAA